Molecule: messenger RNA, 1710 nt
Organism: Phodopus roborovskii (desert hamster)
Lineage: Eukaryota; Metazoa; Chordata; Mammalia; Rodentia; Cricetidae
Product: cytochrome P450 2A3
Exons: 9
Coding region: 7-1494 (495 amino acids)
Biological process (GO): coumarin metabolic process; xenobiotic metabolic process
Cellular component (GO): intracellular membrane-bounded organelle; cytoplasm
Molecular function (GO): oxidoreductase activity, acting on paired donors, with incorporation or reduction of molecular oxygen, reduced flavin or flavoprotein as one donor, and incorporation of one atom of oxygen; heme binding; iron ion binding
Source: RefSeq, a predicted model, not a curated record
UCAACCAUGCUGGCCUCUGGACUGCUCCUGGUGACUGUGCUGGCCUUCCUCGUUGUCCUGGUCUUGAUGUCUGUCUGGAAGCAGAGGAAGCUCUCAGGGAAGCUGCCUCCAGGACCGACCCCAUUGCCCUUCAUCGGGAACUAUCUUCAGCUGAACACAGAGCAGAUGUACAACUCCCUCAUGAAGAUCAGCAAACAGUAUGGUCCUGUGUUCACCAUCCACCUGGGGCCUAGCCGCAGAAUUGUGGUACUGUGUGGACAAGAAGCUGUCAAGGAGGCUCUGGUGGAUCAAGCUUUGGACUUCAGUGGGCGUGGAGAGAUUGCUGUCUUUGACUGGCUCUUCAAAGGCUAUGGAGUGGCCUUCAGCAACUGGGAGAGGUCCAAACAGCUGAGGCGCUUCUCCAUCGCCACACUGCGGGACUUUGGCGUGGGCAAGCGUGGAAUCGAGGAGCGCAUCCAAGAGGAGGCGGGCUAUCUCUUGGAGGCAUUACAUAAGACAAAUGGUGCCCUCAUUGACCCUACCUUCUACCUGAGCAGAACCGUCUCCAAUGUCAUGAGCUCCAUUGUUUUUGGGAACCGCUUUGACUAUGAGGACAAAGAGUUCCUGUCACUGCUGAAGAUGAUGCUGGGGAGUUUCCAGUUCACAUCUACCUCCACUGGGCAGCUCUGUGAGAUGUUCUCUUCAAUGAUGAAGCACCUGCCGGGGCCACAGCAACAGGUCUUUAAGGAACUGAAAGGACUGGAGAACUUCAUAGCCAAGAAGGUGGAACAGCAUCAGAACAACCUGGACCCUAACUCCCCAAGGGACUUCAUCGACUCCUUCCUCAUCCACAUGGAGCAGGAGAAGAAGAACCCCAAAACAGAGUUCUACAUGAAGAACUUGGUGAUGACGACGCUGAACCUCUUCUUUGCUGGCACAGAGACUAUCAGCACAACCCUACGCUAUGGCUUCCUGCUGCUCAUGAAGCACCCAGAUGUGGAGGCCAAAAUCCAUAAGGAGAUUGACCAGGUGGUUGGCAGAAACCGGCAACCCAAAUAUGAGGACCGCAUGAAGAUGCCUUACACAGAGGCUGUGAUCCACGAGAUUCAGAGAUUUUCAGACUUGCUCCCCAUGGGUGUGGCUCACAGGGUCACCAAGGACACCAAGUUCCGGGACUUCCUCAUACCCAAGGGUACUGAAGUGUUUCCUAUGCUGGGCUCUGUUCUGAAUGACCCCAAGUUCUUCUCCAACCCCAAAGAUUUCAACCCAAAGCAUUUCCUAGAUGACAAUGGACAAUUUAAGAAGAAUGAUGCAUUUGUACCCUUUUCCUUAGGAAAACGGAACUGCUUUGGAGAAGGACUUGCUAAAAUGGAGCUCUUCCUCUUUCUCACCAACAUCAUGCAGAAUUUUAGCUUCAGAUCUCCACAGGCACCCCAAGACAUAGAUGUGUCCCCUAAACUUGUGGGAUUUGGCACAAUCCCACCAAGCUACACCAUGAGUUUCUUGCCCCGUUGAGCCAGGGCUUGAUAAGGGAAAGGGAAUGAUGGAGACCAGGUUAGUGGGGGCAGUUGUGACUUAGGAGUCAAAGGGGCAGGAAUGACAGAGGACAUGAAUAGACUUGCUGAAGAGUGACUGCCAUUUCAAAAGUACAAUGAGAGAAAGGGGAAAUUCAUGGUAUGAUGUGAAUGAUAAUAAUAAUAAUACCAAUAAAUAACAACAAUAACAAUAAUA